This is a messenger RNA of Ostrea edulis (European flat oyster), 3562 nucleotides long. RefSeq lists its product as uncharacterized. The record is from RefSeq and is a predicted model, not a curated record. Bases 203 to 2107 code for a protein of 634 amino acids. The transcript has 9 exons. NCBI's taxonomy places the organism in Eukaryota, Metazoa, Mollusca, Bivalvia, Ostreida, Ostreidae.
AUUACACUUUGUAAAAAAACAAACAAACAAAACCCAUAAAACAAGAAACCCAACCAAAAUUAAAAACAACCCACCCACCCCAAAACCCCACCAAAUAAUAAUCUAUGAGGCUGUUCGCUGUUCAUCGUUAAAUUCCAUUCCACUCCAUAUUUCAGUACCAGCCCAAUGUCGAGAAUCCGGAAGUAAGAGAAAGGUGCCAGUAAUGGGGUCAGUUGGAGAUGAAAAAAUAUUAUUUCGAGGAUCUUUAAUUCAGUGUUGUAAUGGUUUUCCAAGGAAAAAACUAAGAGAUGUUUCAGUUAUACUAAGGGAAACUUCUGUUGAACCAAAAGAGUAUAAGCUGAAACUGGAACACCAUGCAUCGGUGACUUUCUCUGCUGAGGAUCUUUAUUUUUAUGAAAAAGAUGAAAUUGAGAUGAGAAGAGGACGGAGAUAUUUGGUCUGCUGGAGAGCAAAUGGAACUACUUUGAAGCACAGGCGAUACAUGGCUGUGACUCUCGUCAUUAAGAAACAAUACAAAGUCCAUUGCUUCACUUUCUGUGGUUCACCAAUAGACAAAAAUGGAUCUAUUGGAGCACUGUGGAAUAUUCUUAGGGAAACCUUUGGAGAAAUAGAGAGUUGGUUUGUAAAAUUACCAGAGAAUCAGAAUAAAAAUCUGCGAUUAGCUGUUUCUAAGAAAAACUUUUGUUUGUUGGACUCAACAUAUGAAAUCUACCAAGACUUUCAGUUCAAGACAGUGAAGUGUGAUGUAUCAUUCAACAGUGGUACAGAUACGUUGGAGUUGAAAGUAUAUACUGAUGUCGGAGAGGACCAUCCAGACUUUAUGGAAAAUCUUACAAUGCACUUGAGGGCAUCCAAAACAUUUGCAGAACCUAUCCAAAAAUUGCUGAUCAUAAGGACACAAGAUUUUGUGAAAAAUGGUCCUAACCCUGGAGUACACAAGUGGCUCGACGAGAGUUUUAAAGUCCAAGGCAGUUAUUCAGAUCCCAUGGAAAGUUCAGACAGUGCUUUAGUGAUCUCUGGAUUUAGUUCAGACAGUCUUUUAGUGAAUCCUGAAAAUUCAGACACUCUUAUACACGUAGUGAACUCAGAAAGUUCAGACAGUUCUUUGCCUCCUCCAUCCCCUUGUCUUGAGAACUCUGACAUAUUUGUCGGACUACCACCGCCAACACCACAUAAUUUAAGACUAUCUGUACUAAAAUACAAAUUUCAUGCAGAGGAUUUUGAGAAGCCCCCUAGAUUGCAGAGUAAAUCAGUUCUCUUCCGCUCAGAAAGCACAGCAUGCAUUACAGAAUGUGAUCAGUACAAGAAACGGAAUUAUCGGAAUGUUUUCUAUGAAAACAUAUUUCAAUAUGAUGACAGUACUUAUACCUAUAGAGUUUAUAUAAAUGAGCCAUACUUAAAACCAUACCAUCCAAGAAUGAAGGUACGGAUAGAUCGUUGGAAUCGACUGAGCGAUGAGCUUCAGGAAGUUGACCACGAGGCAGUAAGGAGACAUGGGAUGUGGUUUGAUAACCAAUACAGAAACAGAUCAACUGACGAUUCCUACAAAAAGAUAUAUAAUUUGCCUCUCAAUAUUGAACCCCAGAAGGUGUACGAUGAGCCUCGCCCGACAGGAAGAUGUCGCUCCAGCUCUAGUUUUGUUGAUGAUCAUCUUCAUCAUGAGGAUCAAAGUAGAGACUACUGGAAUUCAGAUCUAUGCCUCACAAUUCAAAGAGUGAUGGAGGGACGUAUGCCAAAGAUGUGGGAGAUUUUAAGUAUAACACACAGUCAAUACUUGGAAUUGUCAAUGAAAUUAGAUCUGACGAGUACUGCACUGAGGGCAAGAGAUUGGACAGAGUUUGCAGAAUGGAUUGGGAUCAAGUCAAGUAACGACAUAGAGGUAAUUCAACACUUCUGUUACACAAGAAAAAUGGUAAUCAUGGAGGUUGUGUUCUGUCACUGGUAUUUUCAAAACCUACAAGGACGAUGCGUUCCCAAGUGUAACUAUGACAUGCUAAUGUGUGUUCUAAGAAGUAUGGAGAGAUACGACUUAAUUCAUGUGAUUCAAAGGAACAAUGCAAAUGUGGGUGAAGGAGAAGAAUCAGAUGAGGACAAUACGCAUUUUUAAAAUAACUACUAUUCAGUGUGUGUGUGUGUGUGGUUUGGUAGUAUCAGAAAACAUUAAAGUGAAUUCAAUGUACACAAAAGGCAUCUAGAAUUUAAAAAAAUCAGGCAUUAUUGGACUUUGAAGCAUUUUAUGGCAGUGUUGUUGGGUACUAGUAUACCAGAGGCCACAUGCACACGCCACAUACCCACAACUCUCCACUAAGUAUGCUCCAGUCCUGUGCUCCAGACCAGACAGUACCAAUAUUUAAAUACAUGUAUCACGGUCCUCUUCACCAGAUGAAUCGGACUCUUAUUGUUUCUGUGUGUUGGGAUUUUAGAAUACUCCUUCUUUCAUUUUACUAGCUCUGCCAGUUAAUUUCUUGUUAUCAAAGUUUCUUUUUGUUGCUUAAAGCUUUGUGUUUAUCAAGACAUCUGAAGUACGGAAUCUCGAAUCUUUCGGACAAUGCCAUCCGAAAUACUGAGAAAUCUAACAAUGAAUAAACAGGACUGUAAUAGGAAAAACAUGCUAAAGCAAUACAAAGAUAAAGGAAAUCUACAUUUGAUAUUUACUUUUAUCAUUUAAGAAAGAAUUGGGGAAAAAACCCACACAACAGGAACUAUGUAUGUGAAAAAUAUGGCAUAUAUGCACUCCAGCGAAAAUUGUAGUUUAUAUUAUACAUUGACAGUGUAAAACAGUUAUUUUUAAUACGGGUAUUCUUUUAAGUUUUGAAAUGAGUUUUUAUUUAUAAAAGAGCAAAGCAUAGACUAAAGAGAUGCACAGUUACAAAUCUGCAUAGCAGACUUAAGAAAAGAAAUGACAAUAAUUUGAAAAUCAUGCAUGUAUCAAAACCACAGGCACUUUAUAUAUACCUUGGAGGCUUAAUUACUACUCUUAUAUAUAGUAAUUAGGCCUCAAAGUGAUUUAAGUGCCUGAGAUCAAAACCAGGGGUGAAACUCACUAUAGAUAUUCACUGUGUAAGGAUCUCUGAGGGUAACAUCUAUAGAUUGAAAAACAAAUCAAAUGAGUUAGAGAAAUAUGUACUAAUGAUAAAACUCGGAUAAUAAAGGAAUGAAAACAGAUCAACAUCUUCUUACCGAAGCAAACAAGAGGAUAUAUGUAUAAUAACGAUUGUGACUGUGAUAGUACCACAAUAAUCGGCUUAAUUCAAUUUAUUUAGUAUUCAUUCUAUCUUAUAAAUAUGUUGAUGUUUUGUGUUAAACUUUUGCGUUUGUACAGUUUUCUGUCGGAUCCAGUCUGAAAUGUAUGUGUAAUACUCAUGUAUUUCGUGUUAUCCAUCCGCUGUUGCUUAUGACAAUAUGUCUGCUUAUCUCUAUGGUAAUGGUGAACAUACAGUUCAAACAAUUAUAGCUGUUGUCAAUGUUAACAAUUCUUUGCAUUUAUUUUUGUUGAUAUUCUGUUGAUAUGUGGGUGUUUCACGAUGAAACCAAACAAUAAAAUUUAUUCAAAUAGUGUCAA